Salvia hispanica is the source of this 1186-nucleotide messenger RNA. RefSeq names its product uracil phosphoribosyltransferase. The record is from RefSeq and is a predicted model, not a curated record. Gene Ontology annotation, biological process: uracil salvage. NCBI's taxonomy places the organism in Eukaryota, Viridiplantae, Streptophyta, Magnoliopsida, Lamiales, Lamiaceae. Gene Ontology annotation, molecular function: uracil phosphoribosyltransferase activity.
GGAAAUAUCUGCAGGAAAGAUAACCGAUUCGCUCUCAUAUUACAAAACUGUUUUGGAUUGAAGAAAAUGGGAUUCGGCAUUAUGAAUUCACCGGUUCUGCGAUAUCCAUGCUAUAAUUGUCUCUUCACGUCGUCGCUCCAACACCCACCCGCAUUCAAUCCAACCUCCCCUCAUAUAAUUAUUCCCAAGGUUUUGAGCUCGGAUUUUCGUAAACGGCGCAGCAAUUGUCAAGCGACGGCGGAUAAAUCUGGUGUGUCACCGUCUGGGAACAGAAUGUUGGUGUUCGUCCCGCCGCACCCUUUAAUUAAGCAUUGGAUUUCAGUUCUUCGGAAUGAGCAGACGCCUUGUCCCGUAUUCAAGAACGCUAUGGCGGAGCUUGGGAGGUUGCUGAUAUAUGAGGCAUCUAGGGAGUGGCUGCCAACUAUUAGCGGAGAGAUCCAGUCGCCAAUGGGUGCUACCGCAGUGGAAUUUAUUGAUCCAAGGGAACCCAUUUCAAUUGUGCCUAUAUUGAGAGCUGGCCUGGCUUUAGCAGAGCAUGCACCAUCAGUUUUGCCAGCUACAAAUACAUAUCAUUUAGGCAUCAGCAGAGAUGAAGAAACACUUCAGCCAUCUGUAUAUUUGAACAAGUUACCAGAUAAAUUUGCAGAAGGUUCUCGAGUUUUUGUUGUUGAUCCCAUGCUUGCAACAGGUGGUACAGUGGUUGCAGCUAUACAAUUGAUAAAGGACCGAGGGGUUGACAAUAAGCAAAUAAAAGUGAUAGCCGCUGUUGCUGCUCCUCCUGCCCUUCAAAAAUUGAGCGAGAAGUUCCCCGGGCUUCAUGUGUAUGCUGGAAUCCUUGACCCUACCGUAAACGAGAAAGGGUUCAUAAUUCCCGGACUUGGAGAUGCUGGUGACCGGAGCUUCGGCACAUAAAUCUGGAUUUUAGCCUAUUUUCAGUACCCCCAAUUUUGUUUUAAGCAAGGUAAUUCUAUCGUGUAUUCAAAUCAAGCCCACCGGUGAUCACUUACAAUUUGCGCCUUAAGAAAUGGAGUGUAAAAAAAAUAUUUUCUACCAUCACAAAUAUCAUUCAGUUCCAUAUAAUUUGCAUGUGGCUUGAAUUUCAUGACCUUAUAUUAUUUUGAUUUUGUUACCUUUGUAAGGCACUUAUUUUACACUAUUUGCAUAUUUGUAAAUUAUUUUGCGGUAA